AUGUACAUAGGUAAAUCUACAAUUUCGGACAUAAAAUCAAGUGGAUUAAAGAUUGAUAGUUACAUUGCUAGAACAGAAUGUGGCCUUGGAAAGCAUAAAACUAUGCGACCUGCGGAGUUUGAAAAGAUGGAAGACCACUUGUAUAAAUGGUUUGUAAACGCAAGACGAAACAAUGCACCGAUUUCCUCGGAAAUCAUCAAAGAAAAGGCCAAACAAUUCUGUUCCCAAAUUUACGGACAAAGUGUGGAAUUUGUGGCUGGUAAUGGUUGGUUUAGUAAUUUUCGCUCCCGAUAUGGAAUUAAAUUCUUAAAAAUAUCUGGCGAAAAACUUUCCAAUGAUUCUACUGCUGUGCAACCCUUUAUUGAAAAAUUGCGAAAGAAAAUUGCAGAAAUGGGCAUUACGUAUGAUCAGGUUUAUAAUGCAGAUGAGACUGCUUUGUUUUGGAGAAAACUUGCAGAAAAAAACCUUGCAUUGCAUAAUGAAAAAUCCGCACCCGGGCGCAAAAUUGGAAAAGAAAGAGUAACACUUCUAGUUUGCUGUAAUGCAACCGGAGAACAUAAACUUCCAUUAUUCAUGAUAGGGAAAGCCAAAAACCCCAGAUCGUUUAAAAAAGUAAACCUUCCGCUUGGGUACUCCCAUACCAAAAAUGCUUGGAUGACAGAGCAAAUCUUUAAAAAUUGGUUUGAAAACUCAUUCGUUAAAGAAGUAAAGCGUUACUUAAAGGAAAAGAAUUUACCAGCCAAAGCCAUUUUACUGCUAGACAAUGCAACUUGCCAUCCCCAAUCACUGUCGGAUGCCGAUAAGGACAUAUAUGUUAUGUUUUUGCCACCAAACUGCACGGCUCUUAUACAGCCAAUGGACCAAAAUGCUAUCCGAAUUUUAAAGACAAACUAUCGGAAGAGUUUUUUGUCUCUACUUUUGUCCAGCCCAACGAGCAAUCUCCCAGAAUCUUUAAAAAACUUUACAUUAAAAGAUGUGGCUUUUUUAUAGUCUAAUGCUUGG
Anastrepha ludens (Mexican fruit fly) is the source of this 1002-nucleotide messenger RNA. RefSeq names its product jerky protein homolog-like. The record is from RefSeq and is a predicted model, not a curated record. Bases 1 to 990 code for a protein of 329 amino acids. The transcript is spliced from 2 exons. NCBI's taxonomy places the organism in Eukaryota, Metazoa, Arthropoda, Insecta, Diptera, Tephritidae. Gene Ontology annotation, molecular function: DNA binding. Gene Ontology annotation, cellular component: nucleus.